Molecule: messenger RNA, 4824 nt
Organism: Mytilus californianus (California mussel)
Lineage: Eukaryota; Metazoa; Mollusca; Bivalvia; Mytilida; Mytilidae
Product: alpha-methylacyl-CoA racemase-like
Exons: 7
Coding region: 80-1216 (378 amino acids)
Biological process (GO): bile acid metabolic process
Cellular component (GO): mitochondrion
Molecular function (GO): alpha-methylacyl-CoA racemase activity
Source: RefSeq, a predicted model, not a curated record
ACAAAGUCCAAAGUUAAAGACGUUUUCACAGAGAAGGGUCUUUUUUCUGCACAAUAUUUGAAGCUCGCGAGUAGCAGAGAUGGCAUUAAAAGGUAUUCGAGUGAUAGAGUUUGGGGGAUUGGCUCCAGUGCCAUUCUGUGGAAUGAUUCUUUCUGAUUUUGGCGCUAAUGUGAUUAGAGUGGACAGAACAAAAUCCUUUGCUGAUACAGAUUGUAUGGGGAGAGGAAAAAAGUCAAUUGCCAUUGAUUUAAAACAAGAAGAAGGAUUAAACAUUGUACAUAAGAUGUGCUCCAAAGCAGAUGUUCUCAUUGAACCCUUUAGACCCGGAGUAAUGGAAAGGUUAGGACUAGGUGCAGAUAGACUGUUAGCUGACAACCCUAGAUUGGUGUAUGCUAAAAUCAAUGGAUUUGGACAGAAAGGACCACUUGCAAAUAAGGCAGGACAUGAUAUCAACUAUAUAUCAAUGUCAGGUUUACUGUCAUAUCUAGGGAAGAAAGGAGAGCCCCCAUUGCAACCUGUGAAUUUACUUGCCGACUUUGCUGGUGGUGGUUUAACAUGUGCUUUAGGAAUUGUAAUGGCUUUGUAUGAGAGAAGUAUUUCUGGUAAAGGACAAGUUGUUGAUAAUAGUAUGGUAGAAGGCUCAGCAUAUGUAGGAAGUUGGUUAUCUAAUUCUCAGAAAAUUCCAUAUAUUUGGGGCAGAGAAAGGGGAGAUAAUACUUUAGAUGGUGGGAGAGCAUUUUAUGGUGUCUAUGAAACCAAAGACAAAAAAUACAUAUCGGUUGGAGCAUUGGAGCCACAAUUUUUUAAGGAAUUGAUAAAAGGUCUUGGGUUAGAACAUAUUGAACAAACAGAUGAUCCUGAAGAAAUGAAGAAACUGUUUAAAGACGUUUUUCUUACCAAGUCUCGUGAUGAAUGGGUAUACCAAUUUCAAAAUUUAGAUGCCUGUGUAAGUCCAGUACUAGAACCUAAAGAGGCAGCAGAACAUUUACACAAUGUGGAUAAUAAGACAUUUUUACAGGAUGAGUCUGGUAGCUAUGAGCCCGGUCCAGCACCUAGGUUGUCAAGGACACCAGGAGUUGAUAAGGUCCUACCUCAGCCUGUGAUUGGACAACAAACACUAAUGAUUAUGAGAGAAAUGGGUUAUAGUGAUAGUGUCAUAGAAAAAUUGUUACAAUCUGGUGUGAUAGAACAAAACAGUAAAGAUUCGAAAUUAUAAUAAAAAUAAUUUAACCCAAAUAUUUCAGUUAUAGAUAUAUCUUAAAUAUUAAUUAAAAUUUUUAAUUAAAUGUGAAUACUAUCCUGCAGAAUACAGUUUCUGAAUGUAUUUAAUUUUGUAUUGUGUUCUAGGGAUAUACAAUAGAAAAUUGAAAGAAAUAAUAAGUUGUAUCAAUCACCAUAGACGGAUUUAGGGGUAUAUUGUUAAUGCAGACUUUUGACAAAUCCUACUAAUGUUGCCUUCUUUGUGAGUCCCCCCUUUCAAAAUCCUUGAUCUGUAUCUCAACACUGCAUGCACAUGAAAAAACCAAGCAAAGAAACAGUGCUUUUAUUGCUGUUGAAAAGCCUUGGUUUGUUCAAUUAUUCUUGAGCAUGGGGUGUGGAAUGUAUCUUUUUUACAAAGUAUAAUUCCAUGAUAUAUCUUGAUUUAGCCAUUGUUGAGACAUCCUUUCAGCAUUUUUUUUAUCAUAAUUUUACCUUAUUGUUUAGCCUCCUCAUGGGGUUUUUGAUCAUGUGAUUACUUGGCUUUUUUUAUAGUGAUUAUUUGAUUAUCAGACCAAAUAUUUCAUGAUUAUUUGAUUAUUUGAUAAUCUAGGACUGCAUGUAUUUUUGAUAAUUUGAUUACCUUGUUUAAAAAAAUAAUUAAUGAUUAUGUGAUUAUAUUGGCAAAAAGUUUGUGAUUAUGUGAUUACUUGGACACCCCCAUGAGGGGCCUCAUUGUUAUAUUGUUAGGGCAUUCAAGUAACCAUUUGAUGAUCUUGAAUGUAGCACUAACAACAAUAAGAACAUUGUAGGUAGUAGAUUUAAAUCAUGAAAAUAUAUAUAUAUAUAAAUCAAAAUUAUAAGUACUUAUCAGCACUUUUGUAAUCAGAAAUUUUAGUUAAAUGGCAUGAUUCAGAAAUUUAUCUAUAACUUUCGCACAAAAAAUGUACAUUCAAACAGAAUUUCAAGUAUGAAUAUAAAAGUUACAAAAUAAAUGCUAAAUCUACAAUUUACUUUUUAACUACUGUAAAAGCAGAAAUUUUCGUGGGGGAUUUAAUUUCGUUUAUUCCGUGGCAUGAUUCAGAAAUUUAUCUAUAACUUUCGCACAAAAAAUGUACAUUCAAACGGAAUUUCAAGUAUGAAUAUAAAAGUUACAAAAUAAAUGCUAAAUCUACAAUUUACUUUUUAACUACUGUAAAAGCAGAAAUUUUCGUGGGGGAUUUAAUUUCGUUUAUUUCGUGGCAUGAUUCAGAAAUUUAUCUAUAACUUUCGCACAAAAAAUGUACAUUCAAACGGAAUUUCAAGUAUGAAUAUAAAAGUUACAAAAUAAAUGCUAAAUCUACAAUUUACUUUUUAACUACUGUAAAAGCAGAAAUUUUCGUGGGGGAUUUAAUUUCGUUUAUUUCGUGGAUAAGAAUUAUCCACGAAAUUAAAACCCCAACGAAAAUUUAACUCUAGAUUUACAUUAUUUUAUGAUCUGACAAAAUCUUAUAGACUUUAUAUAAUUGAUGAAGUCGUAAUACAUUUAUUACACAAUCAUUGUCCUUGGAUAAAACAUAAAAGGUGUGUAAAAGCCAAUUAGCGUAUGCAGGUUACAACACUUGAUUAGUGCUCACUGUUACUAUGAAAUGCAAUUAUUGAUUUUUCCCAACGGCGAAAGUUCAGAUCAGUUUUAUUGAGUAUUGUCAAUUAUAGAGUGACAUUUAUAUAAUUAUUUUCUAAACUUAAAAACCACGAAAAUUAAUCCCCACGAACUUACUUUUGGAUACAAAACUACGAAAUUUUAACCCCAUGAAAAUUAAUGUUUAUACAGUAAUUGCUUUUCACUACAGAAGUAUACAAACACUAAAGUGUUAGUUGCAUCCCCUGUGACAGCUGAUGAAAAUUGCAUAAGUUAAAAAAGCUUUAAACUGGGUCAAUAUCCCUAAUGCGCCUCAACUUGAGGAACACAAAAGUUGUGCGUAAACAAAAAAUCUCUGUGUAGUGAUAUUGGACAUGUUUCUAUUUUUAACAAGUGAAUGAGCUUAAUCAUUUGUGUUAAUUUGAAAAGUAGAGGACCAUAGAAUAAAUUUGUAAAAACUAUGCAGUUAUUAAAUGUAUGCAAAGUAUUAAAUUUUCAAAGAACUCAUUGUGUGAAAAAAGGGAGUUUUUACCACCAGGAGCCGCAUCACGAAAGGAUUUUCGGGGUGUGCUAAUUUACAGAAAAAUGAAUCACACCUCGUACCUGAAAAUUUAACCACAUAUGUGAAAAUGUCUCAGCUUCGAAAUGAGCCAUCAUGCAUAUCCAAAUUUAAGAUAUGGACUGUGCUACAGAGGAAAACGUUACCAUUACCGCAUAUGUAAAAUCAAUUACGCAUAUUGCCCCAACUAUCCCUUUGUGAACAGAAAUAAGUUAAUCAGCCAUUCAUACACUUAAUUAAUGUAAGCAGAAAAAAGAGAAUAUAAUUUGGUGACUUUAUUUAAAUUGCUAAAGCAAGAAGUGUUGAUUUUAGAAGAAGAAACUGCUAUGAAUAAAUUCGUAGAUUGAUUGAUUGAUUUGUUGGUGUUUAACACAACUUUCUGCACUAUUGGCUAUUCUGUGGAGGCCAGUAUUUAGUGGUGGAGGAAGCAUAAAUUAGUAGAUGUUACAGCAAUGUUUAACUUAAAUUAAUCCAUGCUUGUUUGUUUUCUUGUUGAGCUAAAUCUUUUCAUUUAAAAUAUCUUACUUAUAACUCUACCCAGUAUGUUUCAUUAUUUUAUUAAUGACUUUACAGUAAUAUAUGUAUGUAUGUAGUUUGUAACUGUUAAUGUUAUGUAAAAAGGAAAAAUAAAUCAGAAGCUUUAACUUGAAAAUCCAAAUGAUUUGUAUGACUGGUAGGGCAUGUAAGGAUAUCCAUAUUACUGUGAGAUAAACAACAGGCAAAUUAUUUUUUAACUUGCAGUUUUCCUUUUUAGUUUUUGGAGUUAUUGCCCCUCAAAUAUAUACAUUUUUUUCCCCCAGUUUUCCCAUUUUUUUGCUGUUAUGAAAUCUAUUGGAGCUAGAUUAAAAAUGUAAGAUGCAAAAAUUGUCAGCAUGACAAGAUCUAUCUACUCUGAAAAUUUGACUGCCUGUUUUUGAGUUAUUGUGCCUGAAAUGUUAAGUUUUAUUGUUUUUGCCAUUUUGGCUGUUAUCUCAAAAAUAAUUGGAUUUAAGUUAGCAAACUGGUUUUUUUUUCUAGGUGAGCCAUAAAGGCACAGGUGGUCCUCUUGUUUUAUAGUAUGUCUGAUAAAUAGGUGCUAUAUUUUCCAUACAUUUUUCAUUGAACAGAAAUUUAAUCAUUGAAAUUGGAUGGUAAGUUCUUUUUUUAUUACUCUGCACUUACUUUAUGCUAACAACCCUUUAACUAUUUCUGAGCAAGUGAACAAAUUGAAGUGUUAAAUUUAAACUGUAACAUGAAAACCUUUACCCAUUGGUAUUGAGAAACGUCAAAGCCUCUUCAAAAAGCACAGGAUUGACUUAUUUUUAGCAUUAUUUUAAGGAUGUUUGAAGGAAUGGUAUUAUUGUAAAUUUCUACACUAAACCAAGAAAUGAGUAUAGUUAAUUUUUUGUUAUUUUAUAUGUAUUACAGAUAUUUUGAUAAAAUAAAUGCUGUUAUAUAUACAUAAAAA